This is a messenger RNA of Penicillium nucicola, 885 nucleotides long. RefSeq names its product Glycosyl transferase family 8. Bases 1 to 885 code for a protein of 294 amino acids. NCBI's taxonomy places the organism in Eukaryota, Fungi, Ascomycota, Eurotiomycetes, Eurotiales, Aspergillaceae. The transcript has 3 exons. Gene Ontology annotation, molecular function: glycosyltransferase activity. The record is from RefSeq and is a predicted model, not a curated record.
AUGCGCGAUACUGUCAUGUAUACUACUGCUAGGCUUCACCCAGGUGCGGAGCCGAUGAUGAACUUUGUGCGGCUCGACCGUUUCGCAGCGCAUUUUGACCGAGUUCUGAUCCAUCCUAAAGACUGGGAACAGCCCGGCACAAGUCGUGAGCAAGUCGCGCUGGCUAAUAUUCGGAAACUGUACCCCCAUGUCAAAUUACGAGCCGUUGAGGUGCUAUCAACACCCAGCGGUGAUCCGACAUGGCAAAAGAGCCUGACCAAGUUCCAUGCUUUCGCCCUUACUGAGUACACGCGCGUGUUACUCUUCGACUCCGACUCCAUGGUGUUGAACAACAUGGACUUCUACUUCCUCUCGCCUCUGGCCCCCGUGGCGGUGCCUCGUGCUUACUGGCUCAACAAUCCAGACUCCAGUAUCAAGGACCAGAUGCUGGGAUCGCAUGUGAUGCUCAUCGAGCCAAAUGAAGGAAACUACCGCCGGAUUAUCAACGAGGCAACCUCAUCCGGGGAUUUCGAUAUGGAAGUACUGAACCAUCUCUUCCGUGACUCGGCGAUGGUUCUGCCGCAUCGUCGGAUAGCGUUGUUGACCGGCGAGUUCCGGAACCAGAAUCACGACCGGUACAUGUCGGAGGAUAAGGAUGAGGGUUGGAACUCCAUGGCUGAGGUCUCACGGGCCUAUCUGGUUCAUUUCAGUGACUGGCCACUACCAAAACCGUGGUUGCAUCAUUCAGAUGAACAAUGGCAGGCUGCGCUUCCGGCUUGUCGCGCUGGUGAUACGGAGAAGAGUGACAGACCAAAAUGCGCGGAUCGGGUCAUGUGGAUGGCCUUCUAUGAGGAUUACUAUCUUGACCAGAAGCAGGUUUGUGACCCUCUGACAGCGACUGAAUAA